Molecule: messenger RNA, 951 nt
Organism: Dipodomys ordii (Ord's kangaroo rat)
Lineage: Eukaryota; Metazoa; Chordata; Mammalia; Rodentia; Heteromyidae
Product: olfactory receptor 52E1-like
Exons: 1
Coding region: 1-951 (316 amino acids)
Biological process (GO): G protein-coupled receptor signaling pathway
Cellular component (GO): membrane
Molecular function (GO): G protein-coupled receptor activity; olfactory receptor activity
Source: RefSeq, a predicted model, not a curated record
AUGGCCCAGAGAAGCAUGGUUUCUCAUAAUAAUACAGAGUUUCAUCCUCAUGCUUUUCUUCUCCGAGGAAUUCCUGGUCUAGAAGAUGUGCACGUAUGGAUUGGUUUUCCAUUUUGUGUCGUGUACUUGACGGCUCUUCUGGGAAACAUCACAAUUUUAUUUGUAAUCCAGUCUGAACACAGUCUCCAUCAGCCCAUGUUCUACUUCCUGGCCAUUCUAUCCUCGAUUGACCUGGGCCUGUCCACAUCCACUGUCCCCAAAAUGCUGGGCAUCUUCUGGUUUGACCUGAGAGAAAUCACAUUUGAAGGCUGCCUCAUCCAGAUGUUCUUCAUCCACCUGUGUACUGGCAUGGAGUCAGCUGUGCUUUUGGCCAUGGCUUAUGAUCGCUAUGUGGCCAUCUGUAACCCUCUUCGCUACACACUGGUGCUGACCAAUAAGGUGGUGUCCGUCAUAGCGCUGAUCGUCCUUCUGCUGCCUUUCUUGUUUGCCAUUCCUUUUGUUCUGCUCAUCCUAAGACUGCCUUUCUGUGGCCAUCAGGUCAUCCCCCAUACGUACUGUGAGCACAUGGGCCUUGCUCGUCUGGCUUGUGCCAGCAUCAAGGUGAACAUUAUCUAUGGUCUAUUUGCCAUCUCUAUCCUGGUGUUUGGUCUUUUAGCCAUUGUCCUCUCCUAUGUCCAGAUUCUCCGUGCGGUCUUUCGCCUUCCUUCCAGUGAUGCCCGACUCAAGUCCCUCAGUACCUGUGGCUCCCAUGUCUGUGUCAUGCUGGCCUUCUACACACCUGCAUUUUUCUCCUUCAUGACCCACCGUUUUGGCAGAAACGUUCCUCAAUACAUCCAUAUUCUUCUCGCCAACUUUUAUGUUGUCAUCCCACCUGCACUCAACCCAGUCAUUUAUGGUGUCAGAACUAAGCAGAUCAGGGAGAGGGUCGUUAUGGUUUUUAGAAAGAAAUGA